UCCUACCCCAUGCAAUCUCUUUCCAUCUUCUUUGAGACCUGCCAACAGAGCCUUCUCCCUAGAUAUACACACACAUUGCUUUUGUGACUGUGGACCUCAUUUCCAGAGAGAGAGAGAGACAAAAGCAAAGAACUAUGCUUACCCUAAACCAGCCCACAAAGCCCCUCACUCCUCUGGUCAGAGAUUACUGAAUAUCCAUGUGUCUUUAAAGCCUCUCAGAUGAAUACUACUGCAGUGGAGAAAAUGAUAGUUUCUGCAUUUCUCUGGCUUCUCCUCCUCUAUUAAACGAUGGUUUUUAUACAUUAGAUGUUAGGCAAACCUUGGGUGACCUGCUUUUUUUCUUUUCUUUCUUUUUUUUUUGAGUUUACCUCCCUCCUCCGUUUUUCUUUUCUCUUUUUUUCCUCCCUUGCGGUAAAAUAGUGCUGAAGAAAGAGGGCACUAGUGUACAGCCCAGAUCGCAUCCUUGCACCGUCUGGAUUGGAGCUGAGGUGUCUGUGAACCGAGGGCGGCUGCAGUCCUUUGACCUGGGGACCAAUAGCUCUGUCUACCCGGACUCAGCGAUGCAAAGCCCCAAAGGUUCCGGUACAUAAGCGGAUGCAGGAUACCCACCGCCUCUCCAACCCCACCUCGAAAAACAAUUUAUCUAUUGCGCUCCUUCUACACGUCCAGCUCACGGCCACUAACAAGCCGUGCAUUGCACACCUGAUCUAUACACCUUCAGGCACCCGUGAAAAACUGCGACUUGAUUUCUUCUAAGCACGCCCCCAGGGUGUAGGAGCGGUCGCAGAGGACCAGCAGGAGGAAGCGGAGGGGAGAGAGGCGGUGGUGGAGGCAGAGAAAGCGUUGAACCAGCUGUGUUGGUCAAAGGCACGAAGCUAGAAAGGCAGCGGUGGACGUCUGGGUGUUUUCUGCUGGGAACCUGCAGGGAAGACCGGCGUGGGAACUCGGCUGGCCCGCGGUGUACCGCGUCUCCGCCACAAUGGUCCGGCUCCUCUUGGUUUUCUUCCCAAUAAUCUUUUUGGAGAUGUCCAUUUUGCCCAGAAUUCCCGACAGAAAAGUAUUACUGGCGGGUGCUUCGUCUCAGCGCUCCGUGGCCAGAAUGGACGGAGAUGUCAUUAUUGGAGCCCUCUUUUCAGUCCAUCACCAACCUCCAGCAGAGAAGGUACCCGAAAGGAAGUGUGGGGAGAUCAGAGAACAAUAUGGUAUCCAGAGGGUGGAAGCCAUGUUCCACACGUUGGAUAAGAUCAACGCAGACCCGGUGCUCCUGCCCAACAUCACCCUGGGCAGUGAGAUUCGGGACUCCUGCUGGCACUCUUCUGUUGCUCUGGAACAGAGCAUCGAGUUCAUCAGGGACUCUCUGAUUUCCAUCCGAGAUGAGAAGGAUGGGCUGAACCGCUGCUUGCCUGAUGGCCAGACCCUCCCCCCAGGCAGGACUAAGAAGCCUAUAGCUGGAGUGAUCGGCCCUGGCUCCAGCUCUGUGGCCAUUCAAGUCCAGAAUCUUCUCCAGCUGUUCGACAUCCCACAGAUCGCCUAUUCUGCCACGAGCAUAGACCUGAGUGACAAAACUUUGUACAAAUACUUCCUGAGGGUGGUCCCUUCUGAUACUUUGCAAGCAAGGGCGAUGCUUGACAUAGUCAAGCGGUACAAUUGGACGUAUGUCUCCGCAGUCCACACGGAAGGGAAUUACGGCGAGAGUGGAAUGGACGCUUUCAAAGAGCUGGCUGCCCAGGAGGGCCUCUGCAUCGCACACUCAGACAAAAUCUACAGCAAUGCAGGCGAGAAGAGCUUUGACAGGCUCCUGCGUAAGCUCCGGGAGAGGCUUCCCAAGGCCAGAGUUGUGGUCUGCUUCUGCGAGGGCAUGACUGUGCGGGGACUCCUGAGUGCCAUGCGACGCCUGGGUGUUGUGGGCGAGUUCUCACUCAUUGGAAGUGAUGGAUGGGCAGACAGAGAUGAAGUCAUUGAAGGCUAUGAGGUGGAAGCCAAUGGAGGAAUCACAAUAAAGCUGCAGUCUCCAGAGGUCAGGUCUUUCGAUGACUACUUCCUGAAGCUGAGGCUAGAUACCAACACAAGGAAUCCUUGGUUCCCCGAGUUCUGGCAACAUCGUUUCCAGUGUCGCCUACCUGGACACCUCCAGGAGAACCCCAACUUUAAAAAAAUUUGCACAGGCAAUGAAAGCUUAGAAGAAAACUAUGUUCAGGACAGUAAAAUGGGGUUUGUCAUCAACGCCAUCUACGCCAUGGCCCAUGGGCUGCAGAACAUGCACCACGCUCUGUGUCCUGGCCAUGUGGGCCUGUGUGAUGCCAUGAAACCCAUUGAUGGCAGGAAGCUCCUGGAUUUCCUCAUCAAAUCCUCCUUUGUGGGCGUGUCUGGAGAGGAGGUGUGGUUCGAUGAAAAGGGAGAUGCUCCUGGAAGGUAUGACAUCAUGAAUCUGCAGUACACUGAAGCUAAUCGUUAUGACUAUGUCCACGUGGGAACCUGGCAUGAAGGCGUGCUGAACAUCGAUGAUUACAAAAUUCAGAUGAACAAAAGUGGGAUGGUCCGCUCUGUGUGCAGCGAACCUUGCUUAAAGGGUCAGAUUAAGGUCAUCCGGAAGGGAGAAGUGAGCUGCUGCUGGAUCUGCACGGCCUGCAAAGAGAACGAGUUUGUGCAAGACGAGUUCACCUGCAGAGCCUGUGACCUGGGGUGGUGGCCCAAUGCAGAGCUGACAGGCUGUGAGCCCAUUCCUGUCCGUUACCUCGAGUGGAGUGACAUAGAAUCUAUCAUAGCCAUCGCUUUUUCUUGCCUGGGCAUCCUUGUGACUCUCUUUGUCACCCUCAUCUUUGUGCUGUACCGGGACACACCUGUGGUCAAAUCCUCCAGCAGAGAGCUCUGCUAUAUCAUUCUGGCUGGCAUCUUCCUGGGCUACGUGUGCCCUUUCACCCUUAUCGCCAAACCUACCACUACAUCCUGCUACCUCCAGCGCCUCCUGGUCGGCCUCUCUUCCGCCAUGUGCUAUUCUGCAUUAGUCACCAAAACCAAUCGUAUCGCACGCAUCCUGGCCGGCAGCAAGAAGAAGAUCUGUACCCGGAAGCCUAGGUUCAUGAGCGCUUGGGCCCAGGUGAUCAUUGCCUCCAUUCUGAUUAGUGUCCAGCUGACACUAGUGGUGACCUUGAUCAUCAUGGAGCCUCCCAUGCCCAUUUUGUCCUACCCGAGUAUCAAGGAAGUCUACCUGAUCUGCAAUACCAGCAACCUGGGGGUAGUGGCCCCAGUGGGCUACAAUGGACUCCUCAUCAUGAGCUGUACCUACUAUGCCUUCAAGACCCGCAAUGUGCCCGCCAACUUCAAUGAGGCUAAAUACAUCGCCUUCACCAUGUACACUACCUGCAUCAUCUGGCUGGCUUUUGUGCCCAUUUACUUUGGGAGCAACUACAAGAUCAUCACUACCUGCUUCGCAGUGAGCCUCAGUGUGACGGUGGCCCUGGGGUGCAUGUUCACUCCCAAGAUGUACAUCAUUAUUGCCAAGCCCGAGAGGAAUGUCCGCAGUGCCUUCACCACCUCUGACGUAGUCCGCAUGCACGUUGGUGAUGGCAAGCUGCCCUGCCGCUCCAACACCUUCCUCAACAUUUUCCGGAGAAAGAAGCCGGGGGCAGGAAAUACCAAUUCUAACGGCAAGUCUGUGUCAUGGUCUGAACCAGGUGGAAGACAGGCGCCUAAGGGGCAGCAUGUGUGGCAGCGCCUCUCUGUGCACGUGAAGACCAACGAGACGGCCUGCAACCAAACGGCCGUGAUCAAACCCCUCACUAAAAGUUACCAAGGCUCUGGCAAGAGCCUGACCUUUUCAGACGCCAGCACCAAGACCCUUUACAAUGUGGAGGAAGAGGACAACACCCCUUCGGCUCGUUUCAGCCCUCCCAGCAGCCCUUCAAUGGUGGUGCACAGACGCGGACCACCUGUGGCCACCACACCGCCCCUGCCGCCCCACCUGACCGCAGAGGAGACUCCCCUGUUCUUGGCUGAUUCUGUCAUUCCCAAGGGCUUGCCUCCUCCUCUUCCGCAGCAGCAACAGCCGCCCCCUCAGCAACCCGCUCAGCAGCCCAAAUCGCUGAUGGACCAGCUGCAAGGCGUGGUCACCAACUUUGGAGCUGGGAUCCCGGACUUCCACGCGGUGCUGGCAGGCCCGGGGACACCAGGGAACGGGCUGCGCUCGCUGUACCCGCCCCCGCCUCCCCCGCAACACCUGCAGAUGUUGCCCCUGCAGCUGAGCACCUUCCGAGAGGAGCCCAUCUCCCCUCCUGGGGAGGAUGACGAUGAUGACAGUGAGAGGUUCAAGCUCCUGCAGGAGUUCGUGUACGAGCGCGAAGGGAACACGGAGGAAGACGAACUGGAAGAGGAGGAGGACCUGCCUGCAGCCAGCAAGCUAACCCCUGAAGAUUCGCCUGCCCUGACACCUCCUUCUCCUUUCCGAGACUCGGUGGCCUCUGGCAGCUCAGUGCCCAGUUCCCCAGUGUCUGAGUCAGUGCUCUGCACCCCUCCAAACGUGACCUACGCCUCUGUCAUCCUGAGGGACUACAAGCAAAGCUCUUCCACCCUGUAGGGAGGAAGCGUGCAUGGAAAAGCCAGAGAUGCCAAGGAACGCCAACCCCUCUUGAAAGGUGUAGAAAGCUGGGAGAAGCACAGGCGUGGAGGACCACAGUCUGUAGAGGAUAAAGAAUGCAGCGGCUGCCUUAAAAGAGGGAGAGGAAAGAUGCCAAGUGAACAGUGGUCCGGGCCAGGAUUAUGACUCUUGAAUUAUUCAGAAACCUUCUCUAGGAAGAAAGGGAAUUAUGACAAAGCACAAUUCCAUAUGGUAUGUAACUUUUAUCGGGUAAAAAAAAUAAUAAAACGUAAAAGUAAAAUCAACAAAAAUAAUCUCUUCUUUAUCUCACUCGUGCAUACAUAUAUCUGCCCACAUUCUCUUGGUGAAGCUAGAAACGGAGCAGCCCCUGUGAUGGUGCCAACUGAAUCAUUCGUUCAUCUCACAACAUUCCUGGUGAGUGGAUACCGAGAGGACAGGACGUAGGGAGGGACAUUGAUGGCACUACAGUUCCCAUCGCUGAAGCCCUUCUCUGUGCUGAGCCUGCAGACUCCUGGACUAAGGGAGACCCAGGAACUGACCUUAUGAGGGUCCUUUUUCACUGCUGUGAUCCAGUGCCAGCCAGCAGUCACCCUGGGAUAAAGGCACAGUAACACCUUGAAUUUCUACAAUUCCCUCUGGUUAGGAAAAUGAAAGUAUGAGCAAAAUCAUCACCAACAUUAGCUAUAACAGAAGUGCUUUGGGGAAGAAAACGAAAAGACAGCAGAUCCCCACAGGUCUUUGAGCCAGGUCAACAGAGCGAGCUUUGUAGAUUCCAUACUUGUUUACUGGUAACUUUGGGAAGGAGGAUGAAGGGAUGUCAGAUGUUUUGUGGACUCUCUUGUGCUGUGCCAACCAGGUUCUCUGUUGCCCUUCGGCAAAUGAGGACAAGCCACGUUGCCAAGAUUCACCUUCCAUUUACUGUAGCAAAUAAUAGUAACCAGUUGGACUUCUGAGAUUCAGUAUAAGUAUAAUGUGGUGCCACAUUUUCUCCCAUGUGCUAUGGAAACAAAUCUAUCUUUGGAUCUAAUGGUGUACUCAUAGCAACAAUUACUGGUUUAAAUUCUUUCCUCUUGUCACUGGAGUCCCUGAAACUAGCAACUGAAUGUCUUUUCCUGUGUUUCUUGUAUACAUGUGAUUAUAAAACUUGUGCCAUGUAAUGUCAAUCUAGCUGUAACUAGGAAAUUGUCUUUCAGCUAUAGUAUAAAUAUUUUUAUGUUCCAGUGACGUUCCCUACAUCACUGUCACCAGUGUCUCUUUGAAGGUUGGGUCUGUGGCCUGAUGUUUCUCACAUGCAGCUGGGAUGGAAAUCCUCCUAGGUGGGGAUUUAUUUUUCAGAUAUUUUACGAUGCCAGAAUGUUAUUAAUGAAAUAGUUUGAAAGUGUAUUGUAUAAAAAGGUCACCAAGCAGUGAGUGACACUAAAAAGUACAUUUUUAUAAACUUGUGCACAUUGUUAUUAAAAUGUAAGAUUGAAAAGGCAAUACUUAGAGUAUUUCAGAUAUAUUUUUAAAAAGUUUUUCCACAGAUAAUUGAGUUUCAUGGUCCUCUAGUGUGUAAUGAUACUCAAGUCCAUUCAGAGUGUCUCAACUCUCUGUCAACCACACUUCAUUUUAAAAAAAGGUUUUGACAUGUUUUAUUUUUGCAUUUUUUAGCAUAUUUUCCUUAUGAUCCCCGUGUUUACUACUAUAUAAUAUCCACAUAUAUGUGAUCAAACUGCAUCAUCUUACCCCUGCCUUUUCCAACCCCAAAGAAAAGGAUUGUUCUUGUUAUUUUAUUUCUUCCGUUAUUUGUAGGAUGAAUCUGAUCCUUUGAAUGCCUUUGUUUAUGCCUUAUGUUCAGUCAUUUUAAUUUGCUUUCAUCAUGUCAAAGCUGCUGAUUUCUCAGCCAAAAAAAAGUAUCAUCUUAGAAUCUCUAAAUACCCAAAGCAUCAUUUCUUUGGAAUUUAACAUCAACUCCUAUGUCAGAGUUGUAUUUCUUAAGUGUUCCACAUUCUACUGCCCAGUUUAGCGAGUUCCUUAUCGAGGACUUCUGUCUUUCAUUUUAAAAAUUUAUUUUUAAACAUCCUUGUUGCAAAGACCUCAAGAAUGGAAAUGUUAAGCUCUGUGUUUUCAUUGUGAAGAAACAGAAUGAUAAAAAAUGGAUGGUGCAGAGCAGGGCAUGGUAACAGGACAUGGUAGAACACUUCUUGAAGCCCAGCACUUGGGAGGCAGAGGCAGGUGUAUCUCUGUGAGUUUGAGGCCAGCCUGGUCUGCCCGGCCUAAAUAGAGAGACACAGACUCAAAUUAGGAAAAGAGUGGGAGAACCCACAUUGUUUCCUAUGUUCUUUUAAGCUUGAGGCACCAACAUAUGGCCUUUAUUACUAUGGGAUUGUGCAUUCAUGUUUUUUGUUGUUAUUGUUUUUGGUUUCUGCCAGAAUAGAUGAGUCAAUGCUUCCUGUUCAAAUGCUGUAAUAGGCGAGUUUGUUCUGGAGUUUGGUCUGAGACAUUUGGUGAACACAUUCAACAUUGAUUAAAAUACUACUGAAUGCCUACCCUUAACAUGAUUAUGAAUUUUCCAGAAUAAAUAGAAUAUUAGCUCAUAUAAUUGUUCAGAAUUGGAGAUGUAUACAUACAUACCCUGUACCUAAAGGGCAAAAUAUCUUUACUGUAACGUAUGUGCUUAUACAAGGUGUUUUGCUUCUUGUAAAAGUGUUUUCCUUUGGCUUGUUACUGCCUUUUGUCAAAUAAUCUUGAUGAUGCUGUAUCAUAAUAAAUAUUUUCUAUUUA
This is a messenger RNA of Mesocricetus auratus (golden hamster), 7357 nucleotides long. It is a transcript of the gene Grm1, whose product is annotated as glutamate metabotropic receptor 1. Gene Ontology annotation, biological process: G protein-coupled glutamate receptor signaling pathway; regulation of synaptic transmission, glutamatergic. Bases 980 to 4573 code for a protein of 1197 amino acids. Lineage: Eukaryota; Metazoa; Chordata; Mammalia; Rodentia; Cricetidae. The record is from RefSeq and is a predicted model, not a curated record. The transcript has 10 exons. Gene Ontology annotation, molecular function: G protein-coupled receptor activity involved in regulation of postsynaptic membrane potential; adenylate cyclase inhibiting G protein-coupled glutamate receptor activity. Gene Ontology annotation, cellular component: postsynaptic density membrane.